UAUUAAACUAGAUAUCUGUAGUGUUCUAUUGUUGAAGGUACAAGGUGCGAUACAGUGGCUUGACUGCUUGCCACGUCCUCGAAUCACAAGAUGCAACACAACAACCUGACUGCCUCAACCUCCGCAUCCUUUCCGCUGUUGGGACCGCGAGCUUCACUGAAAAGUGCUGAGACCGCAGACAAUCCUUGCAUUUUGCUGCGUCAUCCUCUUGGACGUUCCCCUCCUUUCUUCAACUGCCCCCCACCUCUGACCUGUAUCAACAGAGAGAAAUAUCAAAACUAAGUCAAGCUAGACUGAAACUCUAUCGCAGCAUGCUCUCGCUUACGUACGAGGGUUGGAUCUAAUCUCAUUAUUAGAUUCCCCGGCAAUCCUCGAAGGUUAGGUUGUUGCUCUCCAUCCAAUAUCUUUUUAGCCAAUUGACCCUGGGUGGGCUUCGAUUGUCAAGAUGGGUCUCGGCAUUGUGGACGUAAAAAACCGCCAGGUUCCAGGAACUGUUGACAUCCUUGAAAAAGAACGCUCCACAGACCAACCCCCUGCUUAUUAUUCGAAUCUGAAGUAUGACCGCUCCGGACCAGAACCCAUACUCCUAGUACCACAGCCAAGCGAUGACCCGAACGAUCCACUGAACUGGCCGUUGUGGAAGCGCGACUUGACCCUCUUCGCGCUCUCUCUCGUGGCUGUUCUCUGCGCGACAACUAGCUCCGUCAUGGCAGCCGGAACUGUGACGCUUUCUCGGUACUACAUGGAAAGCUUCAUGUCCAUCGCUCUGCUCACUGGAUAUCACCUCUGUGGAACCGGAAUCGCGGGCAUCCUUAUUGUACCGACUGCUCGAGUAUGGGGCAAACGCCAUCUCUUCGUGCUUGGACAUAUUUUGAUGGUGGUGAGCUGCGCAUGGGCUGGUGGCAGUGGGAAGAACUAUCAGAGUCUUCUGUGGGCUCGCAUCUUUCAAGGCGUUGCCUUGGCUCCAUUCGAAGCCUUAACAAACGCUGUUGUUGACGAUCUGUUUUAUGUGCAUCAACGUGGCAAGAGAAUGGCCUUGUCCAACGUCGCAGUUUUCGGAGCUGCUUUUCUCACACCAGUUGCGGCGGGUAAAAUCACGAAGACCAUGGGCUGGGACUGGACAUUUUACUUCAUUGCUAUUUUUGCUGCUGCUGCUCUACCUCUCACAAUCUUCCUGGUGCCAGAAACAGCUUUUAGGCGGCCGAAUUAUCUGGACAUGCAUUCGGAACGCGUGCACGAUCGAACUGGAGGUGCGCAACAUGAUGGAUCGUACAAGUUCCAGGAGGGCGGUUUGCAGGAGCCCAAGCAGUCGUCGAAUAGCAACGGCGAGUCGUCAUACAAUGUUGCUAGCGAAGAACCCGCGAGACAAAAGGAUGUCCCUGAAAAAGUUUCAUAUCUUCAGACCUUGAAACUAUUUAAUGGGAGGAAAACGGACGAGUAUUGGUGGAAACUCCUCCUGCGUCCGUUCCCGCUGUUUUUCCAUCCUGCAGUCCUAUGGGCGUGCUUGAUUCAAGGUGUCAUCAUCGGAUGGACAGUCUUUAUCGGUGUUACUUUAGCUGCUAUUUUCAUGAGUGGCCCGCUUUGGUUCGAAGAGGACAAAACUGGAUACAUGUACACAGGAGCCUUUAUCGGUGCCAUGGUGGGGCUUGUGUUGUCAGGAUUGUUGUCCGACUUCAUGAACCAACUGAUGAUCAAACUCAACAAGGGAAGAUUCGAGCCUGAAUUCCGUAUCCUCCUUGUGAUCUUCCAGUUAAUCUUUUGUGGCAUCGGCUUGUACGGCUUCGGGAUCACUGCAAAUGACGCCGCACACUACGGUUGGCUGCCACCGGAUGUGUUCUUUUGCUGCGUCGUGAUCGGGAUGGUGAUGGGCGCUGUCGCCAGUGCUUUGUAUAUCGUCGAUGCUCACCGCGACAUUGUUAUCGAGGCAUUCACAUGCAUGUUGAUUUUCAAAAACAUCUUCAGCUUUGUGUUGACCUUCUAUACGUAUGACUGGCUUGUGGAAGCGUACGUCCGAAAGCCGUUUAUGGCAAUUUCAAGUAUCCAGGUGGCCAUUUGUGUUCUGAGUAUUCCCAUGUAUAUUUUCGGAAAAUGGAACAGGCACUUUUUCUCGCGACAUGACAUUCUGAAGCUGUUAGGGUUAUGGUAGUAUGGUCCAUAGCAAGGGGGAGCGACUUAAUAGAAACAGGAGGGUCGUCGCUCUCGGCCGUCCGUUGAAGGACGACAAGCACUGUAAUAAUACUAAUGGAGUUGUAGUGAAGUGUCUUGAAAAGGGUGGUGGAUUAUGUUCUUUAAUCAUAUAGAAGUGGUACAAUAUAUUAACGCACGGUCUGGAACGGAUCUCCACGACUAUCACGCAUGAAC
Messenger RNA from Aspergillus versicolor CBS 583.65, 2361 nucleotides. RefSeq names its product putative MFS transporter. Gene Ontology annotation, biological process: transmembrane transport. The transcript is spliced from 6 exons. The record is from RefSeq and is a predicted model, not a curated record. Lineage: Eukaryota; Fungi; Ascomycota; Eurotiomycetes; Eurotiales; Aspergillaceae. Gene Ontology annotation, molecular function: transmembrane transporter activity. The coding region runs from base 446 to 2146 and encodes 566 amino acids.